CCCCUGCGUGCCUCAGAAAUAUCACCCAUGACAUCGGCAAAACAGCAGCUCCCUACUCUGCGAAAAAAAAACGGAACGGGUGACAGGCAGUUAUUCACCCACUUGCUCCAUCGAUUCUCCACGCUACAUUCCGGUUUGGCCUGUCAGGCAGAAUGUAAAACAUCCCCUUCAUCUUGCUUUUCUGUUAGGAAACACAUCUGCUAGCGAGGCAUAUUUUUCAUGGUACGCACCAGUGAAGCGGUUUUUGACCCUGGCGCCUACAGUGUCUGUCUGGCCGACACGCUACCGUCUUUUACAAGCAUACUUGUCUGUAAACCGGAAUUGUUUCCCCUUGUUCAUGUGACCAGCCGAGUACGCUGCGCACAUUCUUUAACGUGCGACAGUGCUGAACGUACAGGCAAAAAAUUUAUUCCUACUGGAUAGUCAGUGUUCGCAUGCCGGUAUUACGUCGGGUUUCGUGGUGUUAUGAUUGGUACCACCACUGUCAGGCUCCCGACGAUCCCUCACAGUUGACCAUCAGUCACGCUCGUCAGGCGGGGAGGGGGAUCCAGUGGUCAUCUUUCCCCCCCUAGUGAAUGGUUUGGGGAGUGGUUCGUGUAGCCUGUAGCAGCUUUUCCCUCCCCGCACAAGAUUGUGCUAGGGUGAUCCCGGACACGUGACGGCCUGGUCCACUGAGCCAUGCGAAGACGGUUGUACUGUUUUCUUGCAGUCAUGAGUGGUUUUGUGGACGGUGUUGUAGUGGUGUCCCAACCGGCAGGUCAGUUCCUUCGUCUUCUGUGCACUUUUAGGCACUUUAUGCGGACCGUUCGCCACUGAAGACAACUUUCUGUGGAAAGCCGGGAAGCUCUCGCCGGGGUGCGUUUCUGUGGCACAGCCCCAUCUUACAGACUUACGAAUGGCUACUGUGUAUUAUCUAGUAGGGAUACAGACAAUACUCUCAGUGAUGUCUCUUGUGACCGUAGCAGGCAGCCGCUGCAGUGGUACGAAGUGCAGCUAAAAAGAGCCAAGCCUCUCCGUGCUCCACAGUGUGCAACACGUAAUUCUAUGGUGUGCGCGACAGGCGUUAUCCGAGGUGAGCUCUCGUGCUUCCAGCCCGAACGACCCGUCGCGUCUCGUUUCGACCCACGUAAUAGCAUUGACAUGAGUUCUAUGUACGCAUAGAUGAUUUUUUCCAGGAAUCCAAGGGUUUGGGACUGAUUGCAAGAUUUGUGAAUUCUUCCGUCUUCUUCAAGAGCGUCUCUGGUUGCUGUCGCAUUUCCCUUGGGAUAGGUGGCCUCUCGACAUUUUUUGGUGUUUAUUUAGUUUGGGGAUCUGGCCGCGGAGCGAUGUUUUGGUGUACCGGAUCAACUUCUAAUGCGUACGUACGUUAAGCGUACACGUUAAACUGUGACGAACAAGCUGAACGCUUAUGAAGCGCGAGUUCAUUUUUUAGACGUAGGGAAGCAUCGUAAUCACAAGGCAUCAUGGUCUUUUGCCCAUGUUUAAGUGGGACAAGCUUUAGACGGCUACGUUUGGUUGUAUAGGGAAAGGCAGUCGCGGCUCGAACAGAGUGUCCCGUGAAGACGACGGCUCACACUUGUGUAUAUCCGUGGUAUCAUUUUGAGUCGCGAGCUGGGCGUGAUUGUGGAUAUUCCAAUAGGGUAUGGUGGAAUAUUAAUUCACGUCGUGUGGAGUGGACACAAUUCGCCUGUCUUACUUUUGCAUUUGGGUCCGGUUUUUUCACAUUAGUAAGAGUGGGUCUGUACGCGGCAAGUGUCUUGCAAUUCCGGCAAAAGAUUGUCGGCUACAGAAUUUGGUGAUGCGUCGUUGUUUGCAUUAUUAGACUGCAGUGAGAUAGUCGACGUUUUGUAACACCGGCGUGUCUGAGCUGUCAGACAUCGGCGCAGUGGAAGAUCUACAUUUUCACGCCGAAGUUUUCUAUACAUGACAUUUGGUGUGCGCAAGCUGUUAGCAACACCCAGGUGCACAGUUUAUUCGUUUUGAUAGUUUGCAACACAUUCGUUUCAAGAAUCUAUUUGUUUUCCGAAUGGUGUCCGGGAACUUUAGACUUGUGAGCAGCGGGUGACGGUGGGACGGUGGACAACAGAUGUUCCGUUUCAUGCGUGAACCAAUAUAUCGUCGAGUACUCUUCUUCAUUUCACACAGUACCGACAGUACGCUGUUGAUGACGUCGUAGUUUUUCUCGUAAGAGCAAGCCAUCGUUUCCAAGCACAGGUAUGUCGAGUCCGGUUUGGUGCCAGGUUGAAUCAGGUGGACUCACAACUUUGCAUAUUUUUAUUGAUUGAGUACCAGUUUCUCGAGACUCGUUUUGCCGUUUUCCCACCUUUCGGGUAACCCAUCAUUUGCCAGAUGCAGCUUACUCGUGUAGCACGUCCUCGUUAACAAACACCGGUGUGAAAGAUCUAUGACUUACGAAAGUGUCCACUGUGCGCUGGACUUUUUUCCAUAUAACGCAUUAGCGCGGGAGUGUCUGUACUAUGGCGAAGAUCCAAGGUCACGGUCGAAUUUUGGAAGCUUUGCUUGCUUCAACUGAUUCCCCUGUUGCGGCAGCACAGUCGCUGUUAGAUUCCGCUGUGGCGGCGGGCAGGACAUACGAUGCAGUUUCUUCUGGUCGCAGUAUGCACUUGAGUGCCCCAUUUGAUCAAACGCCUGCGUCAGUGGUGAAAGCCGAUGACGAUGAUGGGUUAGCGUUCCUCGUGUCUCUGCUUGGUCUGGAUGGACAAGGAUCAGAAGGGGAGGAGAGGGCGAGCGGGGCGUCUGAAUUAGUCGGGAGAGAGGCUGUGGAAGCAUCGGUAUCCGGCGAUGGAGGAUUGGAACAUGGUACGGUGGGUGAAGAGAAUACUCUUAUUGAUUGUGGUGCUGCUGACGUGAUAGCGUCAGCAGCUGAGGUAACGCCGAAUAUGCCCUCAGGAGUCACGGUGGACUUCGGUUUUGAACAAGGUUUAGGCUGGUCCAUGGGCGACAGUCCGACAUACAGGAGAAACGAGCCCGUAGUGACAAACACGGGAGGAAGUGAUAGUGUUGAUGGAGUUGAUUGUGAUGAAAAGUUGUCGAGAGGUAAUGAAACUCAUUCGUUAAAAACGAGCGGUGGCAGUGGCUGUUCUUCAGGAAUGUGUAGGACGGACUUCUUGCGUACUGGUGGAGGGACGCAAGAAGAUGGAGGGUGCACAGUAGGGGAACGCCGAAGGCGCAGUGGGGCACAAAGCAUACAAGGGCGACAUGGUUCCGGUAAUCGCGGUGAUCAAACCGGUCUCCAAGGCUCAUCGAACAACGGCAACACCGCCUGCGGGGCUGGUUUUCUUCCAAGUGUUCUACUCAGUGACAGCGCGCUUGCUCUGCAGACAGCACUUGUUGCGUUGCUUCAGUUGCAGAAGCAGGAUGAGGAAGGAGUGAAACAAGAACCAGUUAUACCGAGGAGGAAUCUGAUGUGCACAGCUUUCCUCAAGACAGGUGCAUGUAACAACCCUGAGAGGUGCAACUAUGCCCAUAACAUGGUGGAGUUGCAGAAGAAGUUGGAACUCCGAAAGACUUCGCUGUGCAAAUAUUGGCUAAAGGGAAAGUGUGAGAACGAUGAUUGCAAUUUCGCACAUGGAGAACAUGAACUCCAGUCGACGGAAGGAGUGUACAAGACGACAAUAUGCAAAUACUGGAAGCAGGGCUCCUGCCACAGUGGCAGUAGUUGCCGGCAUGCACACGGUGAAGCGGAUUUGCGACCGGAGAAACUACCUCCGCAUCUGGAACGAAAGCGAAAUCACAAGAUGAAGCAACAGUGGAAGACGGGGAGCGGAAACGCACCAAUAGGACCAUCCCCGAGCGCCGCCGCUAGUGUCGGAGCUCGAGGGAAACAACAAUCGGCGCAUCAGGUUGCACCGAUUCGAAUGCCAUGCCGACAAGACUAUACAUUCGACUGCAACAGAAUUGAACAGUCUUUCGAGAAAACGAGCCUCAUGCUUCAAGGCAAGAGACGCCGCGGCGCAGACACUGCAUUCGGUUUGGACAGCGGCAACGAGUUUUUACAGAGAGGCUGUCGCAAUUGCCCAGAUGAAUUCAUGAGGAACAAUUAUUUGCCACCAGGGGAGCGGACGUACGAACCGAGUAUGGUGCGGGCAUCAGGUCAGACCGGUGUUAGCGAUAGGUUGGAGGGCUACCCGUCUAGUCGUGGAAGUGUGUUCAACGCAGGUGCAUCAGGCGUGAGACCAGGGCAGUACGAAGUACCCUGCGGGAGAGCGGUAUGGGGCAAUUUGACCGUGGGUGGAAGAGCUUCGGAUGAGAUCAGCGAUAUGUCUACCGCGUCGGCGACCAGCUCACGUUGGGGAGGAGCGGAUUGCCGUUCAUCUCUGCCAUCUUUUCAAGACUUCACCCGAGAGAAUAGUGGAGGAAGUGAGAGUCUCCUACGUUUCUCCAACAGCAGCAUUACUAGAGUCAGCAGCCUUGCAGAAGAAGAGUCUUGCCAUGGCACGACGUGGCGCCCAGGCGGUGUUGCGCCUGCAUCAGGCUUUUCCGACGUGUCGCCAGUGGCGGCGUCGCUCCCUUCGGUAGCACAUGCUCUAAAUGGUCCUUCCGGAGGGGGUGGUCUGAUUUUUGUGCCGCCACCUGGUCUGUCGUUGCACAACGACUUCGGUUGUUUUGCAGGAGGCAGAGGAACGUCACACACAGCGGCGGCACUUCAGAAUGAAGAAGAGACGGUAGUGGAUGCAUAUCCAGGGGAGUUAUCGUACUGUCGGUAUCCGUAUGUUAGUGACGCAGUACUGAGGACUUUAACCGACUCUGUAGCUGGACUGGCCGUUGAUGAAAAUAUGGCCGACAGGGAGAAAACGGUUAACGACUAUUUGUCAAGCGGGAUAGGAAGAGCGACCGUGUCGAGUCUUCGGGUAGACAAAAUUGAGGCCACGGGAGAAGACGUGUAUGGCCAUGUUGCCACCGGUACUUUGUCUCGGAAGAGUUCCUCGUCUCGAGUGGAUGAUGAUAAUCGGACAAAGAGUAAAGGAGAAGCUUCCGGUACUGGCGUCAGAAUUGUUUCCGUCACGCAGGUUUAGCAGCUAAGAAUUCCGUGGGUAGUAUGUGGUUUUCUGAACAUCAGAGGCAGGAGAGUGAUCAUAACAUUGAAGGGCAGCUGCAAUGUGGGGGAAGAAAACCUGUUCUUGUCCUUCCCAUAAAAGAGGUAGAGAAUCGAGACACCAAAAACUAUCGGUUUCUGUCAAGAGUCUUCAAAGGACUUACGCUUGCGUUUGUUCAAAGGCAAAAGCUACGUUGGAGAUCACGCAGGAGUGGGAGGUACGGUUUCGUGUUGUGAGAAGGACAAGCAAACAGUCGGCUGGUUUUGGGCGUGCCCGCGUAGGGGUGAUAUGAGGGGACGUAUGACAAGAGGAGUGACAGCGGCAUUAGGUUUGCGUUCGCAAGAGAAGUGUUGGACUGUGUAUCACAAUUCAUUCGUUGUGUUUCGCUCCCAUUUCGCGUAUGCUUUUCUUUGAGAAUAGGGAUUGAUAGACUCAGUGUAGGAUACCGGGGGCACGGGUGAGGGUCUUUUCGGUUGAGGUGAUAACUGACUUGUUAUAAGUGUGCGCCAAAGACCCCGGUAAGGUGACGUAGUCCGCAGCGAGGGUGGAUAUUUCAUGAGACAUUCAUACAGGUGCCAGGCCUGCCAUUGGAGUUUUUUAACAAUCGACAGGUGGGGCGGUUCAAGUGGCUCUGAACUUCGUGCGCUUGCACCCAAGCAUUUUGGUGCGCCUGACGAAACAUGUAUGCAAGAAAGCUGAAGACGGAAGUCUUCCUAGCUGUUAGACACUGGGCAGCCCCUGAGUUUCUGAGCAAAUCAGAGAUUGUAUGUGCUGACUAUGAGACAUGUUGCCGUUUAUACUGUUGUCGGAGGAUAGAAGUCCGCAGUUUCGGUGCUACCCGAGUACGGAGUUAGAAGUCGUGACACAGCAUGUUUCUCGCGUCUGUUGUGGCUGGCUGUGUAAGGAUGACAGUACGCACGGGGUCGAUAGGCAGACAAUGUAAAGGGAUUUUUGCCAACCAGCAGAGAUUAUCCCGUUAGGUGAGCGCUAUGGCGUUGCAAACGAGUCUCCUCACUUUCGUGGUUACAUAAAAUAGGAUGGUGGUCUGAGAGUUUGAUCACGGGACAGUCCCACGGUAGGGGUGGUGAAAGUAUUAUCCGAAUCGUGCAUAUCCGGGAUGCUAUACGGGCUGUUGACACACGCGCUGCCAACAGUCUAAACGUUUUACAACCUUCACAUAGGAAGAUAACAGUGCUUGCAGUAGCGCUUGGCGCAGCAUGGAUGAGGGGGACAAUGGAGUUGUGGGAAAUCGUGUGUUCUGUCUUGAUGAUGGUUGUCACUAUGUCAGCACGACCAGUAAUCAUGCACAGGAACUUAAACUGUCAACUUCUUGGCAUUCAGAGAGAGAACUGGAAAACUAAGGCGAGCGCUGUAGAUUCCUGUUAGUGCGAAGGUGGCUGUGAGGGCGACGAGACGGUACGUGUCAAGGCUUGUUACCGGAGGAGCCUAAGUGAGUGGGGGACGACAGCAGUCUCUACUGUGUCAAAACGCACGUUGGGGACGUAGGCGCAAGGAGGUUCGCGCUGUUCAUCCGAGUAAGUGGUCUUGCAGCGACUAACGGACUUGAGAAACACCCUCAGGUCACCCCUUGGCACAGUAUUAGGUCGCGAACGGCGCCUUCUCGCGACGGAAUCGGAGAAACAAAGUGGGCGUGCAACAAAAGUCGGCUGUUGCAUUCACCGUCGACUCGAGGGAGUUUCCAAGCCGUUAUCAGUCAACGCACGCAAGAGAAACCAACGAUAGUGAAUUUGGGUAUUAACCACCCUUGCUUCAAAAACUGUUCCAUGGCAAGAAAUUAGAAACUCUUAAGAGUAACGAACGCAGAUGAAUGGCCACUCAGUGACAGCUGCACUAUGGUCACCCGUCGUAACAGGAGCAGGGCGGAAACAGCCAGACUAGUGUCAUGUAUCUGGCACAGCAGUGUUGUUUUCAAUGAGACGCCUUACCUGCGACAGGAUGGUGUGUCUGAGCUGCAACCUGCAUAACAGAUAACAGACUGGCUGUCUUAGAGCGCUUACAGGUACGUCAUAAAGUCGACGCCCCUCCGCCAGUGGCAAGUCCAAUGACUCAGCAUUGUUUCUGCAUCGCGAUAGAUUCGUAAUAUGGCGAAAAAGAGUUCGCAUCCCUCUGUGUCCUUCCCCCCUUCCCCUGUUAGGCCACGUACUUCUGUAGCUGACACUCUAUCCAACACCAGCGGACUCCCCACAAUUUGUCAUUCAAACUCGAGUGUCUUGUAUCUGUCCCACACAAAGUGCGGCACACGGGAGAGAACACUGAACAUACGCAGCUUCUCUCUGGCGACAGCUUCCCACACCAUUAAUUGACGUUUUAGAAAAGGCCAGCUCGUCGCUGGCAGCACAAUACGUGGCGUUCGCAAUUUCAAGCUGCAGAUUAAAGUCGACGCUGUGAUAGAGGAUUGGGCACUGGACAAACAUUGGCUCUCCUUGUUAAGAUUCGCGGCAGCGGGCGACGAAAGUAUAAGUUUGCAUUACUCGAAGAGUUUACUGCCUCAUCGGAAACCAGUCCUUUGAUCAAAGGGACGGAAAAAGCCACAAUCUUCCACCACUGUUUUCUCUUACGUGAAGUACCUCAUACCGAUUCCGAGCACCCUCAAACUGGCGAUGGCUGCAACACCAGAUUUCGAGUGAUAUCUGAAAUCCAUGUAUUAAGCGUAGACUAUAACCGAUGUAAAAUACUGUUGAUGCCGCGCGACAUCGAACUCUAACACUUUUAGCUCGGUAUCUUGUCUUCAGCUUGCGCGCAUGGUCUCUACAACUUGUGCGGCCACUGCUAAAAACAAAACUGUCGAGCGCGCAUGUUGGGCAUUGCGCUUGCGUUCUUUCAAUUCUCGAACAUCACCUCAACCGCAUCGCCGGCCGUCAUUAUUCGCGUACAACAGCCGUAUGGCACUUCAGUGCGUGACACCGUUGUUGCACGAAGACGCACACAGAUGCUACCGUGCACCCAAGUUUCUGAUUGAUUCCUUUAUUGUUUCACGAAAUAUAAUCCAGCGACGAUGUGGCCCCCUCAAGGGGCGGUGUGGUGGACACAAGCGUUUGGCGCCUCUAUGCGAGAUGCCCGGUUUGUCGAUAAUUCUCCUCAGAGGUCGACACAGGAUGUGAAUGACAUUCGCGUUUGGGUCAGGAACAAUUCGUUGCACUGCCGGUAUUCAUUGUUGGAGAGAAGAGCUGUCAGAAGGGACAUUCGUUCGCGGGAGCCUUCCGCAGCGGGACAGAGACUUCCUGACACAGCAGGGCACGAGCACGGGAGACGCGCAUGUUAACAUACACGUAGUGGUGACUCAGACCGACAUUCAUGGAGUCACAACGCUAUUGCCUUUGAGGAAUAUACCACUAGAGGCAUCUCCUCCUCGAGUUUCAUACCUAGGAGCUCUUUACUUGCCACACCUACGACCCUACCGCACUGAUGGACGUCUGAGGCCACAGACAUACCUCGGCAGAGGAUAUUUGCUGCUCCCCGGUGUUUGCUUCCCUGUAUCCGACUUUUUGGCCAGAUCUGGAUUGCAUCCUUACAUUUCAAGCGAAGGUAUAUGUUACUCUCCAGAUGCUGCGGGGCGUGGUGCAACUGCAAAUUCAAGGCCUUGUCCACGUCGACGUUAGGCUUGCGAAUGUUCUUCCCGGUGAAGGAGGCAGCGUCACCGCGUUUUUGGGUUUCGCGGCUAGAGUUGGAGUUGCAGCAGCAUUCGGUUGCACUACAGUCUUUCUAGACCGACACAGGGCAAAAGGCUUGUUACUGCUGGACGGAACACGUGGUCAUGGGGAAUCAUUCUGUUCAUGCUGUGGUUGUGAUGCCUUUUAAAAUUCGGGUCUUCCGUAGCACCGUAGUACAUAACGAGGCUUAUAUCAAGAUCACAGGGGAGAAAACUACUCCACCAAGGAGCCGUGUUAAAUACACAUGCACGAAUGCCCCACCUUAUGUAAAGGAUCCCACCACCCGGCUUCUGCAGUGGAACGACGAAUAUUGGCGUCUCCCCGGUGAGGUUUCCGAGGAGUUCCUUGACGCUACACACACUGGUGUCAGCGAGUGGCCUGUUCAUUAAGUGAGCGAUCGUGCCAAUGUGUGUUGUCCAUCUCAGGGUCUGUGAUACAGUUCCCUGACGCUGAAGGAGUUGGCUUCACCAAUUCAACAACCAAGAAGUCGGGGCCUCUCACUGGACACCACAGGCUGCGCAGAAGACAGUGCAGAUGAUGGUGUGUUUUGUCAGGUAUUGCUUGCAGAGUUGCCUUCUGCGACUGAAAAAGCUCUCAAAUGAGCAGGAUGGGAUUAGUAGACCUGGGUCCAUCCUUUGUGCAUGGUGGCUGAGAGGUGGUGCGAGACUUCUGGAAUACCGUGAACACUAAGGGUCAGAGUGCUGGGAACGUUAUUUCUCUGGGAAGCGUGUGUCAUGGAUAAAGUUCAUUGUUUUCUUGCCAACAGUAUCAAGGAAUCUCCUGCGACGUUUGCUACGUGGUGCUGGACUCGUAAACGGGUCGGUUUUGUUUGCAUGAAACUGCGUCGCUGUGCUGUGUCCGAUACGGAUGUUCGGAUCAAGCAAUAAGGCACUCUACCCAGCG
This is a messenger RNA of Toxoplasma gondii ME49, 9631 nucleotides long. RefSeq names its product zinc finger (CCCH type) motif-containing protein. The record is from RefSeq and is a predicted model, not a curated record. Bases 2478 to 5036 code for a protein of 852 amino acids. The transcript has 3 exons. Lineage: Eukaryota; Apicomplexa; Conoidasida; Eucoccidiorida; Sarcocystidae. Gene Ontology annotation, molecular function: mRNA binding; metal ion binding.